Molecule: messenger RNA, 1554 nt
Organism: Fusarium mangiferae
Lineage: Eukaryota; Fungi; Ascomycota; Sordariomycetes; Hypocreales; Nectriaceae
Exons: 5
Coding region: 1-1554 (517 amino acids)
Biological process (GO): transmembrane transport
Molecular function (GO): transmembrane transporter activity
Source: RefSeq, a predicted model, not a curated record
AUGGAGAGGGCUUCAUCGCAAAGUCCGUCACAAAAUACACUGCUACGAGGUAUGGAUUUGGAAAACGGUACUGUAGCGUCAAUGCCUCAAGCGACGACGCCACCAGCGACUGAAGACAUCGAAUUAUCCCGGAAGGAUAACAGCAACGUUGCCCAAGAUGGCGAUAUUGUCGAUUGGGACGGCCCGGAUGAUCCAGAGAACCCCAUGGGCUGGCCGGACAGCAAGAAGUGGCUCAAUAUCAUCCUGAUCUCAAUAUUAACACUCGUAACACCUCUUGGCUCAUCAAUGUUUGCACCCGGAAUUCCUAGAAUCAUGGUCGAGUUCAACGAAACAUCCCCUCUUGUUGCAACAUUUGUCGUGUCUGUCUACGUUCUCGGUUUCGCCUUUGGGCCACUUAUUGUUGCACCUCUUAGCGAGGUCUACGGUCGCGCACCACUCUAUAACUGGGGUAAUGUGUUAUUCGUCCUCUUCACUGUUGGGACAGCUCUGUCCCAGAACAUGCCGAUGAUGAUGGCGUUUCGGUUCCUGAUGGGGUUUGCUGGCUCAGUUCCCAUCACAAUUGGCAGUGGUAGCAUCGCCGACAUUAUGCCGAUUGAGAGCCGAGGUAAGGCUAUGUCAGUGUGGGCUCUAGGACCUCUACUUGGACCCUGCAUUGGCCCUUUGGCAGGAGGAUACCUUAUCCAGGCCGCUGGGUGGAGAUGGGUCUACUGGUUGGUCACCAUCAUGGGCGGCAUCUUCAUACCUAGCUCGUUCCUCUUCAUCAAAGAGACCUACGUCCCCGUACUCCUCGAACGAAAAGCCGACCGACUUCGAAAAGAGACCGGAAACACGAAGCUGCGAACCAAAGAAGAUAAAGGAGAGCGGCUUGGUGUCAAGUUUAAGCUGGCCAUUGUGCGCCCCCUGAAGCUGCUAUUUGUUACUCCCAUUGUCGGGCUCAUGGCUCUGUACAUGGCCGUCGCCUACGGCAUUCUGUAUCUCCUGAUCGCGACAUUCUCGUUUGUCUACAAAGAUAACUAUGGCUUCGAUGAAGGCGAGUCAGGUCUCACCUUUCUCCCGGCCGGUAUCGGCAUGAUGAUUGGCGUCGUCGUCUUCGGUGCCCUGUCGGAUGUGCUUGUCACGAACCGCACAAAACAGGGGCUGGAGCAUAAACCCGAGGUCAGACUGAGCCCAAAGCUGGCUUUGCCCUGCGGUGUCGUUUUACCUAUUGGCCUGUUUCUCUACGGGUGGACCACGCAGUAUGCCAUUCACUUCAUCGUUCCUAUGCUAGGCGUCGCAAUCUUCAGCUGCGGACUGAUGGGAGUGAUGAUGUGCGUCCAAAACUACCUUCUAGACACGUACCCUCGCUAUGCGGCAUCUGUCACUGCGGCCCUCGCAGUCCUUCGAUCUCUUGCUGCGGCCCUCCUCCCCUUGGGUGGAUUGGACAUGUACAACGCGCUGGGGCUGGGUUGGGGAAACAGCCUACUGGGAUUCCUCUGCGUGGCUAUGAUUCCUAUUCCCGUCGUCUUUUACGUCUUUGGCGAGCGGCUCCGCAAACGAUUUAAUCCGUCGCUCUAG